AUGACACCAGAGGAAGAGCGCCAGGCCGCCCUCGACUCGUAUCGCCAGAAGCUCAUUGAGUCGCGGGAAUGGGAGGCGAAGCUCAAGAAUCUCCGACUAGAGAUCAAAGACUUGCAGAAGGAGUUCGAUCGUACCGAAGAUAACAUCAAAGCGCUGCAAAGUGUGGGCCAAAUUAUUGGUGAGGUCUUGAAGCAGCUUGAUGAUGAGAGAUGUAUAGAAAACCACCACCCCCUUCACAGUCAAAAGCCCUAUAGAUUUUGGCGGCAGCCGUUUACUAAUGUUUGGACGACGACAGUUAUUGUCAAGGCGUCGUCUGGCCCUCGAUACGUGGUCGGCUGUAGAUCCAAGGUGGACAAGGAGAAGCUGAAGCAAGGCACACGCGUUGCCCUCGACAUGACGACCCUCACCAUCAUGCGCAUGCUCCCCCGCGAAGUCGACCCCCUCGUCUACAACAUGUCGUUAGAAGACCCCGGUCAAGUCAGCUUUGCUGGUAUCGGAGGGUUGAACGACCAAAUCAGAGAGCUAAGAGAAGUCAUUGAGCUGCCGCUCAAGAACCCUGAGCUCUUCAUGAGAGUUGGCAUCAAACCCCCCAAGGGGGUCUUGCUCUACGGACCUCCUGGAACUGGAAAAACCCUGUUGGCAAGAGCAGUGGCCAGCAGCCUGGAGACAAAUUUCUUGAAGGUUGUUUCAUCAGCCAUUGUCGACAAGUACAUUGGUGAAUCCGCACGACUUAUCCGCGAAAUGUUUGGCUACGCAAAGGAGCACGAACCCUGCAUCAUCUUCAUGGACGAAAUUGAUGCCAUCGGUGGUCGCCGUUUCUCCGAAGGUACUAGUGCUGAUCGUGAAAUCCAGCGGACGCUGAUGGAGCUCCUUAACCAACUGGAUGGUUUCGACUACCUGGGCAAGACGAAGAUCAUCAUGGCAACAAACAGACCUGAUACCCUGGAUCCUGCGUUGCUACGUGCUGGUCGUCUGGACCGCAAGAUUGAAAUCCCCUUACCAAACGAGGUCGGACGACUGGAGAUUCUUAAGAUUCACGCACAAAGCGUUGUUUUGGACGGGGACAUUGACUUUGAGAGUGUGGUCAAGAUGAGUGAUGGGUUGAAUGGUGCUGAUUUGAGAAACGUCGUGACGGAAGCGGGUCUUUUUGCGAUCAAGGACUAUAGAGAUUCAAUCAACCAGGAUGAUUUCAACAAGGCGGUUCGCAAGAUGGGCGAGGCGAAGAAGUUGGAAGGCAAACUCGAGUACCAGAAGUUGUAA
Pochonia chlamydosporia 170 is the source of this 1260-nucleotide messenger RNA. Its product is annotated as 26S protease regulatory subunit S10B. NCBI's taxonomy places the organism in Eukaryota, Fungi, Ascomycota, Sordariomycetes, Hypocreales, Clavicipitaceae. Gene Ontology annotation, cellular component: cytosolic proteasome complex; proteasome regulatory particle, base subcomplex. The transcript is spliced from 3 exons. Gene Ontology annotation, biological process: positive regulation of RNA polymerase II transcription preinitiation complex assembly. Gene Ontology annotation, molecular function: ATP binding; proteasome-activating activity; ATP hydrolysis activity. The coding region runs from base 1 to 1260 and encodes 419 amino acids. The record is from RefSeq and is a predicted model, not a curated record.